AUGCCGUCCUUCUCCAAUGACGCCUAUCCGUCGGCCACAGCAACAGCCACAACAACAGCUACCCAUCCUCGUUCUUUCGAUUCGCCUCGCAAGUCGCAUGACAAAUCCUCGGUCGGUAACACUUUCCUGUGGACCAACUGGCCCAACCCACCUAGUAGCGACGCAAACCACGAAUCCCAUCACAAUGACCGCCAAUUGCUCACGAAUUUGAAGAACGGCAGUGCCUACUCGCUGAAUGGCCGGUCAAGUAUCAGUUCAUAUACGCGCGAAAUGCCACACUCCAAGAAUGGAAGCAUGCAUUCGCUAGGCAACAGUUCUGCGAGAGACCUUCGAGAUGGUAGUCGCCCAUCGAAUAUGCUAGACCGGAAAUCAUCGGACGCUGGACCCGGAGCAGGCUCCACGGCGGCAUCCGUCUCGAGUCAACCAGUCAAUGGUGCAACGACCAACGGCCACCGACAAUUCAUUCAAGGGAAACAGAUGACCAAUGGAAAUGGCGAUUGUCGUCGUUUCUCCAUCGAUGAACCCUCCACGUCUGACCGUGCAGCUAGCCCUUCCAAUUCCUUGCUACAGAUCCCCAACACUGAAGAUGCAGGUCGUCAUUCCCCCGACCCAGAUCGCCUGGCUCCAGGCUCGAGACCCAGCCAUCACCGUUACUCCUCUCCUCCUGCGCCUUCUAUGAUAGAAACAGCUCCUACCCCAGAAUCACAACAGUCUACUAUGCGGCACCGACACUCCCUGCAGGUCCCGCGUGUGCCUAGCGGUCGUCGGAAUAGUCGAGACCAAAAUGAUGAUACUGCAUUCAGCAGCGGCCGAUUAUCUCCAACAAUUGGUGGAAACAGACGCACUUCCCUCGGGCUGAUUCGCCGGACAACAAGAACACAAUCGGACACACCAUUGGAUGAGGCACCGCCAGAUGAGGAUGCAGCACGAUGGGCAGAAGCCAUUAAACAAAAGCGAGCAUCAAGGCGCCGACGCGAAGAAGACGACGACGAGCGAGUCAUUGUCGGGACCAAGGUUGAUCAGAACCAUGUCAACUACGUCACGGCGUACAACAUGUUGACUGGAAUCCGCUUUACUGUAUCGCGCAUCAACGCAAAGAUGGACCGGGAGCUAACUCCGGCCGACUUUGAAGCUAAGCACAAGUUCUCCUUUGAUAUUACCGGCAACGAGUUGAUUCCUUCGGCCAAAUACGACUUCAAGUUCAAAGACUACGCCCCCUGGGUCUUUCGACAUCUACGAGCUAAAUUUCGUCUCGAUCCUGCUGACUACCUCAUGUCUCUCACUAGCAAAUAUAUUCUGUCUGAACUGGGCUCUCCCGGUAAGAGUGGAAGUUUUUUCUACUUCUCACGCGAUUACAAGUAUAUCAUUAAGACUAUCCACCAUGCCGAACAUAAGCUCCUUCGGAAAAUAUUGCCAGAAUACUAUCGACACGUUGAAAAGAACCCGAAUACCUUGAUUUCCCAAUUCUAUGGAUUACAUCGUGUCAAGAUGGCUUAUGGCCGUAAGAUACACUUUGUUGUCAUGAACAACUUAUUCCCACCCCACCGAGAUAUUCACCAAACUUUUGAUUUGAAAGGUUCGACCAUCGGUCGAGAUCUGCAAGAGUCAGAUCUUGAGCGAAACCCCCGCGCGACGAUGAAAGACUUAAAUUGGGUUCGGAGGAGUCGACAUCUGCAAUGUGGUCCAGCGAAAAGAGAUUUCUUCAUGGAGCAAUUGAAACGAGAUGUCGAACUUCUCAAAAAGCUCAAGAUAAUGGAUUACUCACUUUUGGUUGGAAUCCAUGAUCUGGAAAGAGGCAAUGAAGAGAAGUUGCGAGACAAGACCCUUCAAGUGUUCCAGCCUGGAGGUGACCGUGAGGCCGAGGCAAGCCCCAAUAUGCUGAUGCGGACGCCAUCCAAGCUGGAGAACGAACGGAAAGCCCGGGAACUUCGUAUGUUGAUCAAACGUGAACGACCAGUUCCCCUAGAUAAGGCUACCGCGAAGAUGCCAGAAGAAAUACUUGAUGAGCGCAAAUAUCAUGUCUUCUACUCCGAUGAUGGUGGUUUCCGCGCCACUCAUGAGAGUGGCCAACCAGGUGAAGAAAUCUACUACUUGGGAAUUAUUGACUGCCUGACUCAUUACGGAACGGUCAAAAAAUUUGAAAACUUUUUCAAAGGCCUGUCCCACGACCGACUACAAAUAUCCCCAAUUCCUCCAGAGGGCUACGGAGAUCGCUUCAUCAACUUUGUUAAGGGCAUCACCAUGUCCAAGGAAGAGGCUGAACGUCGACGCGAGUCUCAGGUUUCUGCUCGACAAUCAGGAGAAAAUAGACAAUCGCGUUCGUCAUCUGUGGAGCGAACUAUGCAUGUUGCUGAGAAGGAGGCGGCUAAGGAUGUUUCUGUUACACACCCACGAACUCUGGCCACAGUGUGGGAUCCUGCAGACGCUACCAGUUCUGGGCCGACAUCAACACUUCCCAUUGUCGAUGAAGCAGGCGAAGCAAGCAGUGUAGGCGGCCAAAGCUCACAUAGUAGAAAUGCCCGCCCCGGUACUGGCACCGACAAGGAAUUGCCUCCGGCUCCGCUCGAUGAACCUCCGCCGCCUCCUAGCAAAGGCAAGCGAGCUGACCAGGGGUACCCCCUGGCUACCAGCUCUAAUCAAUGGUAG
Messenger RNA from Penicillium angulare, 2646 nucleotides. RefSeq names its product 1-phosphatidylinositol-4-phosphate 5-kinase. NCBI's taxonomy places the organism in Eukaryota, Fungi, Ascomycota, Eurotiomycetes, Eurotiales, Aspergillaceae. The record is from RefSeq and is a predicted model, not a curated record. Gene Ontology annotation, biological process: phosphatidylinositol metabolic process. Bases 1 to 2646 code for a protein of 881 amino acids. Gene Ontology annotation, molecular function: phosphatidylinositol kinase activity. The transcript has 3 exons.